AUAUAAAUACAAUUUUAAGUUAACAAAGACUGCCCUAAUUAUAGUAUCUUUAGUAAAUGAGUUAAUUCUUACAAUGAGAAAUAUUUUAGUAGUUUUGGUGAUUGUAGUUGCAGCUACAGCAUCUACAGAUGAAGAAAAAUGGACCAAUUUCAAGAUUAGCCAUAACAAAGUAUACAAAAAUAUUGAAGAGCAUAAUCAUCGAUUUGAAAUCUUUAAGAAAAAUCUUAUCCGUAUAAAAGAACAAAACGAGAAGUACGAAAAAGGAGAAUCAACUUUCAAGUUCGGAAUUACUCAAUUUGCAGACCUUACCGAAGAAGAGUUCCUAAGUCGUUUUAAAUCCGAUAGCAAUUCUAAAUUAACCGAAAUAAAAAGGAUUGUCUCUUCUUCUAAAAGUAAAAGUAAAAUUUCUGAUGUAUCAGAUGAUUUUCCAGAACAAUAUAACUGGGUCCACACUGGAGCAGUGACACCUAUAAGAGAUGUUUUAUAUUGUGGUGAUUGCGUAGCUGAAAGUGUGGUAGCAGCUGUAGAAGGUGCUGAGUUUAUAAAAAGUGGAAAUCUAAUACAGCGAAGUUCUCAACAAAUAGAAGACUGCGCUUCUUUGGAUACAGAUGAUACGUUAAUAGGUUUGGAAACGGUCCUUAAUUACACCAGAGAUGUCGGUAUUAUGACAGAGAAGGAUUACCCUUGGCAAUUUGAAAGUCAGGAUUGUCAGAUAGACAACAUUACCGCCACUACACCACUGAUACAAACAACUGACUGGAUAACUGUUACAGAGGGAGAUGAGGUAGAGUUACAACGUACAGUUUAUCUUGUAGGACCUGUAGUGGUUGCCAUAGAUACAAGCGUUAAUUAUAUGCUGUAUGUAGAUGGUGUACUGGAUGAUCCACUUUGUGAAAAUACAAAGAAUGAUUUGGAUACCACUCUUCUACUUGUUGGUUAUGGUGAGUCUAAAGAACAGGGUCAAUACUGGAUUCUUAAAAACUAUUAUGGCACGUUAUGGGGAAAUGACGGAUACCUUUGGUUGAGAAGAAACAAGAAUAAUCAAUGUGGUAUUGCUACCUCAGGUGUUUUUCCAGUUCUCAGUUUUCCAUAAUGUGUAUAUUUAACAUUAUAUAAAUUUAAAAAAUAAAAUUUCAACAUUU
This is a messenger RNA of Diabrotica balteata, 1142 nucleotides long. Lineage: Eukaryota; Metazoa; Arthropoda; Insecta; Coleoptera; Chrysomelidae. The record is from the annotation of a GenBank genome assembly.